CGUAAUAAUUUUGAGUUGAGAAGAGAAGUAUGGAAAAAUAUGUAAAUUGCAAACAAAAGUCUAACAUUUGCUAAUUCGUUAAAUAGACUUUAAUUAUUAGUUUUUGUAGUUUGGUGAUAAAUUUUUUAACGAAAUAAAAGCAUAAUGUUGCGUGUAAAUAUUUGGAUCUUUUAACUAUUGACAACAUAUUUGCCAAAUGUUUUCAACAAUAAGUAAAAGUAUAUUGGUAAAAAUAUAAAAAAUAAUAUGUUUGCAGUCACCAAGUGAAUAUAAAUAAUUUGCUUUUGCUGCCAUAUUAUUCGUGUGUAUGAAAAUACACGUGAGUUCAUCGAUAGGUAAUACAAUAUCAUUUCUGGCUACAUCCAUCCUAAUGGAAAGCACAUCCUUAAUUAGUCUGCGCUCUAUACUGUGCAGUUGUUUGCAAAUACUACGCCUUUAUGAUUGGCUUGUAAAUUCAUAUAUAUUGGAUUUUUACAUUGAUCAUCAUUGGAAUAAGUUGCCGGAAAGUUGGCGGCUACAUUUGGAACACUUGCAUCCUGAAGAGUUAACUACUCUUUUAAAUUAUAACAAGUUUAGUAAGCAGAAGCAUGCUGUUUGGCCAUUGUCAAUAUUAGCUUUACGUCACUUAUUAUUACAAUUGAGUAUACCAAGAAAUCAAUCUACAAAUUCAAUCGAAUUGAGUGCAUCGCAGAAUCCUGUUCUUAGCGACAGAAAGCUUGGGCAUGCAUUUAAUAAAUGCGUUAAACCUAAGAAACGCCAUGAAAUACAGUUAAUGGCAUCCAUUUGUGAAUACAGCUGUCAAAUAUCGCCAGUUGAUUUUGUUGUGGAUUUCGGCGCUGGCUUAGGCCAUCUUGCACGAGUACUUGGUUAUGGCUACGGCGUACAAGUUUCAUGUAUAGAAAUGCGUUCGGAACUUAAUACUCAAGCACGCUGCAUUGACACAAAAUUGGAAAAUGUUAUUCAAAAACAUUUGCAAACAGCGAAUCUACCUUGUUUUAAACGACCAAAACAUGUCACAUUAUGCAUAACACCAGACAUGCAACCACAUCAGUUUCUUCAUAUAAUUGCGGAAUCACAACAUAAGCCAAAUACAAAUUUUAAAUUUGGGAUAAUUGGUUUACAUCCCUGUGGGGAUUUAGCAGUUAUAUUAAUGCGUAUGUUCGCCAAUAUUCCUCAGGCCCGUUUUCUUAAUUUUGCUAGUUGUUGUUAUAUGAAAUUAACUACGGCUGAAACACAAUCUAAUAUUAAACUACAAGGAUACCCUCUUAGCCAAUACUUAUUAAAACAAAAGGAAUUCUCGUUUUUGAGUUAUGAAGCUCUUGAGAUAUMUUGUCAUGCUAUGGAAAUAUAUUGCGAUCGUCUGGCUAGAGGUGAUUAUGAAUAUUUAAAAGUACAUUCAAUUCGAGCGGCUGUAGAGCGAAGUACUAUUAUUAACCUGCCCAAUUUAAAACAUUGUGGGCUACGAAGUGUGAAGCAUGUUCCUGGUAUGGACUUCGAAGAUUAUUUCUACAAAGCGACUCAAGGAGUUGAAGCGUCCAAUUUACCGCGUUCUGAUUUGCAAACUUCAACAACCCAAAAUGAUUUACUUCAUUGGCGACGAAUUGUUAUUUUUUACACUCUCCGACUUAUGUUUGCACCGCUAAUAGAGAGUAUAAUACUAUAUGAUCGGGCUUUAUAUCUUCAAGAAAAUGAAUGUCAAGUAAAGAUUAACGCAACUUUUGAUCCUCGCAUAUCUCCACGGAAUCACAUAACUUGUUCCUUCAAACUCAAAUAAUGUUGUUAGAUGUUAUUUAAUAUUUUCCAUACAAGUUCCGCUACAAUGCACUUUAAUUUGCUGUGAUAAUGAAGUAGCCAAUUUUGUCAGAUACUUACAUUUGGCGAUGCCGAUUUAUAGAUAAACUGUCUUUAAAUUAGUUAAUCGUUAUCUCUUCCAAUAAUGGCUAACAUGUAUAAAAUGUUGCAUAAAAAGAAAUUCAGAUAUAGUUACUUCGAGAAUGUUCCAAUUUGUUAGAUGAGCGCAUAAUUAUAAUUUAUAAUUAACAAAUAAACAU
Bactrocera latifrons is the source of this 2051-nucleotide messenger RNA. RefSeq names its product protein RRNAD1. The record is from RefSeq and is a predicted model, not a curated record. NCBI's taxonomy places the organism in Eukaryota, Metazoa, Arthropoda, Insecta, Diptera, Tephritidae.